AUGACUAUGCUCCUCUCCCUCUCCUCCGAUUUGUCUAUCCCUCUCCCCAAUUUCGAGAUGUUGGGUACCAAUCUAGGUGGUCGGAUCCUGAGAUUAGGGUAUGGGAAGGAAGAAAAGGAGGAAAAUACAGAUGCUGACGGCGGUGUUGGUGGUGGCCACAACCGUAUCAGUGGUGGGGAUGAGGAGUUGGAGAGCGAGGAGAGGAGGGAGAGACGGGAGAGAAUGAGGUUGGGGAGAACAACGACAUCAACAAUAGAAAAGGACAGAUCGGGGAUUUAG
This is a messenger RNA of Linum trigynum, 279 nucleotides long. Lineage: Eukaryota; Viridiplantae; Streptophyta; Magnoliopsida; Malpighiales; Linaceae. The record is from the annotation of a GenBank genome assembly.